Messenger RNA from Physella acuta, 2190 nucleotides. RefSeq names its product protein flp. The record is from RefSeq and is a predicted model, not a curated record. NCBI's taxonomy places the organism in Eukaryota, Metazoa, Mollusca, Gastropoda, Physidae.
UCUUUUGGAUAUUUUCUAAUUGAAUUAGUUUUAUUGUGUAUCAGUUUACGUUUUUAUGAAUUGAUGUUUUGGUUUGUUGAAUUAUUUGAAUUGAGUAAGGACACCAAAAACACAGAGACCAGGAUAUCUGGAGCAUGCGCUGUGAACGAGGUAGGAUAUCAACCAAUCAAAUCAUGGCGAAUCUCAGUUAUCUACACAGACGCCAUUUAGCUGGAUAUUAGUAGGACCCGAGAAUAUUUGCUGUUGACUCUUCACACCGUGAGACGGUCGGGGCACUACCUGCACUCUGCGACCCUCUGGACCUCCAUCAGCAUGCGUCAGACCGCCUCCCCCCUGGGGUCGUCCCCCCUCUGGUCAGUGGUCAUCCUGCUGGUGCUGACCCCCGCCUUGGCCAUGGCCCAACUCACGCCCAGCCAGGCCAGAAGCUUCAAGCACCUGGCCGGCGACAUAGACCAGUUCGUCCACCAUAUUCUGGCAUGCCACCAGUCCCCGGCCUUGACCUUGGCCGUGGUCAAGGACGGCCACGUCGUGCUCACCAAAGGCUAUGGUAACACCAGCACCAACAAAUCUAGGCCAACUACAGCCAAAACGAGGUUCGCGAUUGCGUCAUUGACCAAGGCCUUUACAGCCACCCUCAUCGCUAGGUGGGUGCACUCUCAGAAGAAUAUCACUAUGGAUUCACCAAUCAAAUCGUUCUACCCAGAGUUCCGAGUGAUAGAUGACCUGCGCAGUGAGACAGCCACCUUUCGAGAUCUACUGGCCCAUAGGAUGGGGGUCCCGUCCUACUUCAAGCCACUAGUCAUGGGCUACCCCAGCGACAUGACGCGUGAUAUGCUGGCUCAGCGACUGGCCCACAUGCCCACAGACCUCCAGUUCCGCCACAAGCUGGUCUACAACAACUACAUGUACACCCUCGCCGCCCACGUGCUCGAGAAGAUGUCAGCUGACCGGAAGUGGGAGGAGCUGCUGAGGGAGGCUAUCCUACGACCUCUGGAGAUGAGUGGCACCGGGUACCUGGAGGACGUCAACAAUUUCUCGGACUUUGCCCUGCCCUGCGACCUGGUCAAUGGAACCAUGGUCGACCUCUCGCCGGAACUCUUUAAAACGGUGUCGCCGUGUGGACCUGCCGGCUCAGUGUACUCUAACGCCGAAGACAUGGCCAAGUGGAUGACCUUCCUGCUGUCCGGUGGCCUUGGACCCCGGGGAACGCGGGUCGUCGACCCUGAGGUCAUCAGACUGACCUUUGAGCCGGUGAUGAUCUCGACCCUGCCCUUCCAGGAACUGAACAAGCCCCACUGCCCCGUGGGUCAUGUGACCUUGAGCUAUGACAUGGGCUGGGUCACGGCCAACUACAGAGGUUACAGGCAGGUGUACCACACAGGUGGAAUAGUGACCCACUCGUCCAGACUCUGGCUCUACCCUGACAUGAAGGCUGGCAUCUACAUCAGUGUCAAUGGCCCGCAGGAGAAGAACGACAAGAAGAAUCUCUUGGAGUCACUGAUGUACUACGCCUCCGACCUACUUCUGAACGAGCCGGCAUGGUUGAACCGGUCACUGGCCUGCCCGGACCUGUCCUCUCGCCAGCAGACGACCUCCUCUGACAGCCAACCCCGCCCCACCCACCCCGCCGACCCGGCGCCCACAAACCGCACCCCCCACGAGAGCUACAACUUGACGGCAGGCCGCGACAACCUACAGGACUUUGUGGGGGAGUUCUGGCACCAAUGUUUCGGCCUCAUCGAGAUUCUCCUCAGCCAAUCAAACGACAGCCUCGUCUUCAAAUUCGGCCGUUUCGGUUGGAUGAAUUUAAAGCGCGUCUCUGACCUUGAGUUUCAAGGUCUCUACUACGGCCCCCUGAGCUUCUUGAACUCUCACGAGACUGAGCUGAUCUCGUUCGCCAGGAACUCUCGCGGGACUGUGGACGUGGUUAUGGUCGACCUUGACGACGACAAACUGAUCGCGUUCAGGCGACGUCAUGCCAACACUGACGGCACUGGGGAGAGAACAUUCGAGAACAGUAGCGGACGGCUACACCUGGCCCCGCCCACCAGGCUACACGUAGCCCUACAAACAUGGACCCUUCUAGUUUUCCUUAUAUCUUGUUAUGUCUAGAUCUCGUCGCGUCGAACUGGUUUUAAAUUAUUUUUAUAUUGGUGCUUUCCUACAUGCUCCUGGUGUAUUUGUCUUCAA